AUUCACGACACCGUCGGCAUCGACCCGCGGCCCUGUUUUGGAUCGCAUGCAGGUCACUCAUCUUGGUUCUUGGAUCAACACACUUCGUGGCUCUCUGCGACAAUGUUCCCCUGUCGCUAUGGUUUCGCGCAAAUGACAUAGGCUUCACGCCCGCACACGUUGUCCCAGGCCAUCCCAUCCGCUGCGGCGACGUCGUUCACCAUGGGGAGCGUCUUGGAUAAAAACUCCUCCUUGGUGAGGAAGCGCAUCGAAGGGCACACUUUUGACGGCGAGGAUGGAGAAGAGUACGAGGGCAGCGAGUUCCAUGGCUUCGGCGACUACUUUCGGCGCAAGAAGAUCAAGCUCCAGAAUCUCGACGCCGACAUGCGCGUCUCAUCCGACAAGCCGCAGAUCUUCAAGGGCAUCGUCGCCCACGUCACAGGCUAUACGCAGCCGCCGCUUCACGUCCUACACCGCGAAAUCGUCCAGCACGGAGGCGGUUUCCUCCAGUACCUUGACUCAAAGACCAUGGCCACUCACAUCAUCGCAUCCACUCUACCGCCCAAGAAGUCCGUAGACUUCAGCCGGUACAGGAUUGUCAAGCCGGCGUGGAUCAUGGACUCGGUGGAGGCCGGCAAGCUGCUUCCCUGGUCCGAGUAUCGCGUUCUCGACGAGGGGCCUCGGCAAAAGGUGCUCAAGUUCGGUGACGGUGGGGGCUUGUCUCAGGCGAGCCCUAGCACGAGGAAAGGCUAUCGCGAGCAGACGGACAACAGCUUCUACACCAGCCAGAUGAAAGCCAGAGCGGCCGCGGCCGGGCCAUCCUUGCCGAUCCAGGACAUGACCCAGCUGGCGGAGAAGCUGCAGAGUCCUGGGCAAGUAACGACCAGUCGGAGCGUCAAGGAUCUGCAGUAUCAACGCAGCUUUGGCGUCGGCAGCACCACGACCAGCGCACCUCAUGAUUCUUCCGUGUCCGGCCAAGGGACGAGCUCUACCGACGCUCCGUCGAUGUUUGAACCUCCCCCAGACACCGAGGCAGAUUCGUCAAGGACACCACCUCCUGAUGAUUUGCAUCGGCAAGGGCCCGCGGAUAUGACUUCAGAGGAGCACAACGCCUGGUUGCUGUCCGACCCAAGACUACGAAAAUCAUCUACGGCAAACCCCGAGUUUCUCAAGCAGUUUUACUCGGAAAGCCGCUUGCACCAUCUGUCUACAUGGAAGGCAAGCCUCAAAUCAUCAAUGCAGCGGCUGGCGGCAGAAAAGGGCCUGUCACAAAAGAAGAUCAAGAAGAGGCCCGGCGCCAGGUCAUACAUCAUGCAUGUUGACUUUGACAGCUUCUUUUGUGCCGUGUCCCUGAAGAAACACCCGGAGUUUACCGACAAACCGACGGCGAUCGCCCACGGAACCGGGCCGGGGUCAGAAAUUGCAAGCUGCAAUUAUCCCGCGCGAGGAUUUGGCAUCAAGAACGGCAUGUGGAUGAAGCGCGCACUCGAGCUAUGCCCAGAUAUCAAGGUGCUACCGUACGACUUUCCUGCCUACGAAGAUGCCAGCCGGCUUUUUUACGAAUGCAUCAUGGCAGUGGGGGGCGUUGUGCAGAGCGUCAGCAUCGACGAGGCUCUGAUCGACGCCACGUCGAUUGUUCUCGACACCUCUGCGUCUCAGGGGAUCGGGGUCGACGAGGGCAGCAUAUGGAGGGAACAAGAGAAGGCCGACGAGAUUGCUCUGAGCUUGCGCGACAGGAUUAAGGCCAAAACGGGAUGCGCCGUGUCGGUCGGAAUUGGCAGCAACAUUCUCCAGGCCAAGGUUGCGCUGCGUAAAGCAAAGCCAGCAGGUCAAUAUCAACUCAAGCCCGAGGAUGUCCUCAGCGUCAUUGGAGACCUCACCGUCGAGAAUCUCCCUGGAGUCUCCUACAGCCUUGGCGGGAAGCUGGAAGAGCUGGGUGUCAAGUUCGUCAAGGACAUUCGUGAGAUCUCCAGAGAGCGACUCACUUCUGCACUCGGGCCUAAGACUGGAGAAAAGCUCGCAGAGUACGCCCGUGGUAUCGAUCGCUCGGAAGUUGGCGAACAGCCGCCCCGCAAGUCAGUGUCUGCGGAGGUCAACUGGGGCAUUCGUUUCAUCAACCAGCCUGAAGCCGAAGAGUUUGUCUAUAACCUCUGCAAGGAGCUCGAGAAGCGGCUAGUGAGCGAGCAGGCCAAGGGGAAGCAUCUUACCAUGAAGAUCAUGAGACGGUCCCUUGACGCGCCACUCGACCCAGCGAAGCAUUUGGGUCACGGCAAGUGCGACACCUUCAACAAGAGCUCCGCCUUUGGCGUUGCAACGCACAACUACGAGAUCAUUGGCAAGGAGGCAGUAUCCAUACUCCGCUCAUUCAAGUUUAGUCCUGGAGAUCUACGAGGACUAGGUGUGCAAAUGACCAAGCUCGAGCCCAUCAAGCCAAGUGCCGGGGCUGAGGGAAGCCAGAAGACUCUGCAGUUUGGGGCGUUUGCAGGGCCAUCUCCUGCGAGGAAGCACACGCCGAUUGAGCAAAUCGAUGAAUCGGAAAGUCCGCAGAAGCGAAGCUCUGAACGGCGAGGGUUCGACGUCGAUCCGAUCACAGAGGAUCCAUUGACGCCUCGGAAGCCCAAGGUCCACCCAGCGAUGGCGCUUUCGCGGGCAAGCGCGGGUGAUGCCAAGGCCACCACGCCUCUCAACGUGUCGGGAACUCAAUUCAUCAUCCCAAGCAAUGCCGACCCGGCCGUCUUGGCUGAGCUGCCGAGUGAUAUCAGGAGCAGGUUGAUGGCCCAGCGUUCGAAAGGAAGCGGGAGUCGAGUUGACUCUGGUUCCGCCUGCCCACAAGGGAAUGAUCUUGUUCCCUCUCAGGUCGAUGCAGAGGUGUUCAAUGCGUUACCAGAUGACAUGAAGGCUGAAAUCCUGGCGACGUACGGACGAAGGCCAGCUGCUACGCCGUCCCGAGCGCAGUCACCGAGGAAAGACGUUCUCGCGCAGCCACGCAAGCAAACCACCCCAUCGAAACGCGGCGGCAUUCGUGGCCUGUUUGGCAAGGCUCAGCGGCAAAGAGAUGCGCAGGCUGGAGUGAUCCAGACGAGUUUCAAGCCGCUCAAACGCGGUGACGAGACUCCGACCGAAGGGGACAUUGAGGAACUAGAUCCUGAGUUCCUCGCCGAGCUCCCAGAGGAUGUGCGCAAGGAGGUCAUCGAUGAUCACAGGCGCCGGCGGCUGGCGCAGAGGUCAGGCCUGAACGCGCCCUCGCGGAGGCCUCAUGGCGCGGAUGCGGAGGCUGCCCGACGGAGUGGACAGAGGCGGAUCCCGUUCCCGGCGCCUCCACCCAAGGUCGCGUUUGCCAGCUCGGGCGUCACCUCGACACGGGAGAUCAAAGACAUGCUAGACGCCUGGCACGACGAGACUCGGAGUGAUGGGCCACAUAGCGGCGACAUCGAGGUGUUUGAAAAGUACCUGGCCAGGGUGGUCUUGGAGGAGAGGGACCUGGAGAAGGUAGUGAUGCUGAUGAGGUGGCUGGCACUACUUGUCGAGCAAGACGGGCAGCCCGGAAGGGGUUUGGACGAGUGGCGGAGGGCCAGAACCCAGUUGGAGGAAGCGGUGCAGGCGGCCGUGAAGCAGAGAGGGCUGGCGCCUCUGAGAUUUGAGUAAUGACGACUUAUGAGAUGAUACCAACCACUGGAGAGUAUAGCAAGACGGCUAGGAGAGGAGGGCGCCGAGUAUGAAAACGUUGAAUUAAUGAAUGCAAGUCUAUG
Molecule: messenger RNA, 3728 nt
Organism: Purpureocillium takamizusanense
Lineage: Eukaryota; Fungi; Ascomycota; Sordariomycetes; Hypocreales; Ophiocordycipitaceae
Gene: REV1
Product: deoxycytidyl transferase
Exons: 2
Coding region: 202-3624 (1140 amino acids)
Biological process (GO): error-free translesion synthesis; error-prone translesion synthesis
Cellular component (GO): nucleus
Molecular function (GO): deoxycytidyl transferase activity; DNA-directed DNA polymerase activity; damaged DNA binding
Source: RefSeq, a predicted model, not a curated record